AGGACCCAGAAAUCCCACAAAACACCGAACCAUGUAUCGCACCGUCGUCCUGUUUGCACUUCUGUCCGUUCUGGUAACGGCCGAACCACCGCUACGCUUCCGGUCCCGUGCCGUUUUCAGUGGCCAACGUCCAAACUCCCGGUUCGCUCGGCUCGAAAGCGCACCCCAGCAACAGGACGCACAACCUGCGGCCGCCGGUUACGACUACCCUAAACCGAUGUCCUCCGGGUACCACUAUCCCAAGCCGGACCAGGCAUUCCCACUGCCUGGCGAAGAGAUGCCACCAGCCUUCACCACUGAGGCCACUCCCGAGACGAUGACGACGACGGUGGCAGCACAAGAGGAACAAGAUGUCGUGACCACGACGGCCGCGUACGAGGAUUACGAGGACAACGCGGCAACGCUUGAGCCGGCACCGGAGUCAGAUCCUUCGGCUAAGCUGCGUCGUCGUCCCCAGGCAGUCUCUGGCCGUCGUCCAGCUCCAUUGACACUCGCUAGCCGCUUUAACCAGCGCCUGGAGGAGCGCAACUCGCUGCCACAGCAACCACUGCAGCCGGUGUACCUCGUCAAUCUUCCCGAGCCCGCUCUGCAACAGCUGAUCCUGCUGAACAACGCUCAGCUGGCUGGGCUUCAGCUUGCACCCCAACCGACUGCCGUCUACCUGUCCGAGUUGGACUACGUCUACAAGAAGAAGUAAGCUGUCGGCGAACGAGCCCAAGCACUUGCGUUUGU
Messenger RNA from Anopheles nili, 732 nucleotides. RefSeq lists its product as uncharacterized. The coding region runs from base 32 to 697 and encodes 221 amino acids. The record is from RefSeq and is a predicted model, not a curated record. Lineage: Eukaryota; Metazoa; Arthropoda; Insecta; Diptera; Culicidae. The transcript has a single exon.